Colossoma macropomum (tambaqui) is the source of this 2483-nucleotide messenger RNA. RefSeq names its product ribophorin II (gene rpn2). Bases 52 to 1980 code for a protein of 642 amino acids. Gene Ontology annotation, biological process: protein N-linked glycosylation. Lineage: Eukaryota; Metazoa; Chordata; Actinopteri; Characiformes; Serrasalmidae. Gene Ontology annotation, cellular component: membrane; oligosaccharyltransferase complex. The transcript has 18 exons. The record is from RefSeq and is a predicted model, not a curated record.
GCCCAAACGGUUUCACCCCUUUUCCCUUUUGGUGACGCUGCACUCGGCGACAUGGCGCUGCUCCGUUCGGUCAGCUUGCUGGUCUUCGUGCUGGCUCUUGGAGCCCAAGCGCUGACCCCAUCUCAUUACCUGGCGGCCUCUGACGUAGACAGACUUCAGGCUGUUUUAAGCCAGCCGUUCACAGACUUAAAAUCUGCAUAUUUCUCCAUUGUUGGCCUGAGCAAGUUGGGAGUGUCUGUUGCGGACUCAAAUGACGCAUGCAGUUUCAUUAAGGCAAACCUGGACUCCUCCAGUAUUGAAGCUCUCUUUUACGCUGCAGAGGCCAGCCAAGCGCUCCCUUCUUGUGAGAUCCAUGUUUCUAACGAGACGCGGGAUUUACUCCACGCUGCUGUAAGUGAGGACUCCACGGUUUCGCAGAUCCAUCAGGCCGUGAGUGCGCUCAGCUCUCUCGGACUCCCUCUGGCCUCCCAGGAGGUGGUCAGUGCCCUGAAAGCACGGAUCUCCAAAGAGGACAAUGUCGUGGCAAUUACGCUGGCUUUGCAGACUGCCUCCCGCCUCUCUCAGCAGGCUGAACUGGGAGAGAUCCUGGAGGAAAUUGAGGAUCUGGCCGCUCGUCUGGACGAUCUGGGUGGCGUGUACCUGCAGUUUGAGGAAGGUCUGGAGGCCACAGCGCUCUUUGUGUCUGCAGCUUAUGCUCUUUCUGACCACGUGGACGUGGAGCCUCCACUGAAGGAAGAUCAGGUGAUCCAGCUAGUGAACUCUGUCUUCAGUAAGAAGUCGUGGGACUCCCUUUCUGAAGCCUUUAGUGUGGCCAGUGCUGCUGCCGCCCUCUCCAACAACCGCUUCCACAAGCCGGUCGUCGUUAGCGCUGUGGGCCCUGCAACUGUAUCUCACAGUCAGCCUCUCUUGCAGCUCCAGGUGACUGAUGUUCUCUGCCAGCCUCUAAGUUCAGCUGAUGUUCUGGUAGAAUCGGCUACCUCUGUCACCUCCAAGGCCGCCAUCCUCAGCCAGACUCCAUUCACCCUGAGAGAUGGGAUUUUUGAGCUGAACUUCAUGGCCAGCAAGCCUGCCAGUGGUUACUAUCAGUUCUCUGUAGCUGUAACCGGGGACACCCGAUUGGUCGCCAACCAUGUUGAGCUCAAGGUGAAGGUGUCCACCAAGGUGGCCAUCAACAACAUGGACCUGUCUGUGGUGGACAAGGACCAAAGCAUCGGCACCAAGACCACAAGGGUUGAAUAUCCCAACAAGGCCAAGGCCUCCUUCAUAGCAGACAGUCACCAGAAUUUUGCUAUGACCUUCCAGCUGGUAGAUGAUACUACUGGAGUAGAGCUCACUCCUCACCAGACCUUUGUGAGGCUGCAUAAUCAGAAAACAGGCCAGGAGGUGGUGUUUGUGGCCGAGCCGGACAGCAAGAACCUGUACAAGUUUGAGCUGGACACGGCAGAGAGGAAGACAGAGUUUGACUCCAUCUCUGGCACCUACGCUCUCUAUCUGAUGGUGGGAGAUGCUACACUGGAGAACCCAGUCCUAUGGAACGUGGCGGACGUCGUCCUCAAAUUCCCUGAUGAAGAGGCUCCAUCAACCGUUCAGUCUAAGAAUCUGUAUGUUCCCAAACCAGAGAUACAGCAUCUGUUCCGUGAGCCGGAGAAGAGGCCGCCCACUGUGCUGUCCAACACCUUCACUGCCCUCGUUCUCUCUCCUUUCCUGCUGCUGCUCAUUCUGUGGUUUAAGCUGGGUGCCAACAUUUCGAACUUCAGUUUUUCCCCCAGUUCGGUGCUCUUCCACGUCGGGCAUGCAGCCAUGCUGGGCCUGAUGUAUGUGUACUGGACUCACCUCAACAUGUUCCAGACCCUUAAGUAUCUGGCCAUUGUCGGCAGUCUCACGUUCCUGGCCGGGAACCGAAUGCUGGCCCAGAAAGCAGUUAAAAGGAUCGCUGCUGAGCAGAGUAGUAGGUUGGCUAAGUAUAGGAGUCUGCGGUAAAAGGCCUUUUGAUAGUAACAAAGCCAGGUCUUCCAGGCUGAAACAUGAAGGUAAAUGAUCUACGAAAACAGUCGUGAGAAGACCGGCGCUUCAUUUUCGUUCAUGUCUUUAUUUAAGUAAAGAAUCCUGGCAAGCGAAGCAUAAGGUUCAUGGAAGCUAAGUAGUGUGGCAGUGACGGCUCAGCACAGCUCAUUUUCAAUAGACUGUCCUGGAACAAAAAAAAAAACCUCCAAAUCUGAAAACAAGAAUGCAGUUUGACAUUUUCAUUACAUUCUUCCUUUUAAUGGAAAACUGAAUGCACUGUAAGAUUGAUACAUUGGGGUGGUUUGACAUGGUUAUUGCUGACUCUGUUCAGGUGUGUUCCCGGGUGUUUUCAGAAAGCUGUAAAAAUUCAUAAAAUCUCUCAUCUUCUCAUUUUGUCACCAUUUUUCAAAGGUUCUAACUAUUUUUGGGCUGUCAUUAAGAGGUUUUUGUUUGUUUGUUGUUUUUCUUCAUCCGUGGCA